AUGGAAGAUGAAACUAGUAGUGUAAAUUAUAAAAAAAAAACUUUAGGGAUUUUUAACGUCGAUAGGAUAUGGAUUCUAGCUCAGUCACCAGGAAUUGCUUUAGUGCUUUUUGUUGUUUGUGGUAUAAUUAGUCUAUUUGGAAGUUUUAUCUACAUUGAGUUGGGAAUAAGGUCAUUGCCAAGAGGAAUAGGCGAACAAAAAUAUAUUACUGAUGCGUUUCCGGAAUGGAGAAAUUUUGGACAUGUUUUUAGCUUCGUUGUAAUAUUGUUUGGAUUAGUAAAAUUAGCUGGAACCGGUUCUACUAAUUGGCGUAAUGUUUUUAAUAUAUCAUCUAAUAUUGGUGUAUAUGAAGUUGGUGCAUAUGGAAAUUGUUUAAUACAGAUUUUAUUCGCAUAUGAAGAUUUAACUGAAGAAUUAAAAGAACCAAAAGACAAAAACCUGACAUAUUCUUCUACUAUUAGCGUUGUCAUUUCAUUUUUACUUUAUUUCUUCACUAAUGUUGCUUUUAUAACGGUAGUUGGAAAUAAUAUUAUUGAUAAUGACAACAUUCCAAUUGCUUUACGUUUUGGUAAAGAACUACAUGGCGGAACUGGAGAAAUUCUCAUGUCAAUACUUGUUGCAAUUUCUGCAUUUGGAAGUGCUAGUGCAAUGGUUUUCAUUUAUGCACGAAUUAUUAAAUAUGCUGCCGAAACUGAAUUCAUACCCGUGAUAUCCGAUAUUUUUAAAAACUAUAACCGAAGAUUUGAUACAUUAACUAAUCAAUUAUUGGCACAAUUUGGUUACUGUUUUAUUUUAACCAUGCUUAUUUCGAUAAAAGCAAAUUGUUUUGUUUUUUCCUCUAAUACGUCACAAUAUUUGGCUAUAAUUUUUCAUGGUGCAAGUGCAUAUAGUUUAUGGAGGUUAAAGAAAAGACUAGGGGAAAUAGACGCAUUUCCAAUACCUAAAUAUAUUAUUAUAAUUUACCUUUCCAUUACAGUUUUAAUUAUCAUUGCAUCAUUUUUCCCGCCUGACUAUGGCAAUUUUGAUUAUCUAAUACCUUAUUGUAUCUCAUGCGGAGCUGUUAUAUUAGGUCUAAUUUUUUGGUAUAUUCGUGAUUAUAAUAGUCCUGAUGGUGAAAUAGAUCAAGAUCCUGAUAAUGAACCAUACGAAUUGGAAGAUCAACGCAAUGGUGAAAUAGCACAAAACUUUGCAACCGAUAAUGAUCAUGAUAUAAUCACUGUCGAAAAUAACUUUGCUAAUACUAUCAAUGAAUAA
Molecule: messenger RNA, 1254 nt
Organism: Dentiscutata erythropus
Lineage: Eukaryota; Fungi; Glomeromycota; Glomeromycetes; Diversisporales; Gigasporaceae
Source: the annotation of a GenBank genome assembly